UAGGACAUUUUGGUGACCACAACACACAUUUCUCUCUCACACAUCUCUUCUUCUUUGGUGCUGGCUGGACAGCACGUGCAGUUUCUUUUUCUUCUGAGGGUUUGUGUAUGGACGGAUAGCGAAAUUCUGAUUCGUCGAAGAACCGAUUCAUGGUAAACUUAUUUGUCGCUACUCACAAUUUCCCCCAAAUCAGGGUCUACUCUUUCUUCUCUCCAAUCCACUUAUUCUUUGGUUUUCUUGAUUAUGCAAUCCGAUCACUCUCCGCGUUGACUUGUCUGAGGAAAUCGGUAAGGUUUAGUUAUACGGAUUUCAAUUGAUUGCUCCUGAAGAAUUUGGGGGGUUUUCUGAGUAUCGAUGGCUAUGGAUUGAAAUCUUUUGGGGGUGUAGAGAUAGAUGGAUAUGAGUAAUAAGAAUGGCGUUGUGGAGCCUCCAAAGGUAGUUAUUGAGGAGAGUGAUGAGACGAAAGCAUUACUAUCGCCUUCCAACAACGGUGGAUUGGCGAACAAGUCGGAUAAACCUAAGAGGAAAGUUCAGUGGAUGGAUAAGAAUGGAGAUAAGCUUGCAGAAAUCUUGGAGUAUCAACCUAGUGAUGUGAGCGACUCAGAGGAGGACGACUCAGAUUCUUGCAACUGUAGGAUAAUGUAGAUCGGAUUUCCUUAGAUCGUCCGCCAGUAACUUUCUGGUGGACUUGAGAGACUCCAGUUUUGUUAUAACUAAAAUGGCACACCUUUCUUGAAGUAUAUCGCUAACCAAAGGAACGCACCGGGUUCAUGGUUUCGGGAUUCUCAUGACUAUCUGUCUGUGUAUCAUGUGAGUUUUCUCAGCAUAUUAAUAUUAGCAUAGAGUGUGCAUUUGUAUUCUAAAAUCAUGUGAUUAUCUGUGAUUGUUAUAUACUAGGAGUAGUAAAGUUGUAGGAGCAUCCAUUUGCUUCCUUGUUUCCUCUUGUACAAAUUGACAGUUUUGUGUAUCAGACUGGUGUCUUUAAGCAAUAUAUAUUUAUGGAAUGAUAAUUAUUUCU
Molecule: messenger RNA, 1018 nt
Organism: Salvia hispanica
Lineage: Eukaryota; Viridiplantae; Streptophyta; Magnoliopsida; Lamiales; Lamiaceae
Source: RefSeq, a predicted model, not a curated record